AUGCAAGCAUACCUCGCAGAAAAAUACAUGUCCGGGCCCAAGGCAGACGCUAUCUUGUCUCGCACGACCCAAAAGAAGAAGAAGCGCAAAGCCGAUGACGCAACCACAGCAUCCUCCAUCUUGGUAGACGAUGACGCUGGGUGGGGAGGCGAAAGUUCCAGGCGCAACGACGAAGACGAAGACAUCGCUGAGGCUGCUGUCGCGAAGGACCGUAGUUUUAAGAAGCGCCGUGUUGAAGAAGGUUCUGGGUGGUCGACUAUUCGUGGUGGUGUGAAGGAGGACAGUCCGCCGAUACCCGCGGAUGAACAACCUACCGUCGUCGCGGAGGAGGAGUCCGAUCAACCAUUCACUGGUGGGCUGUUGACUACAGCACAACUCCGGAAGGCUCUUCCUAAGCCUCAGCAGAGACAAGAGGCGUUGACUAAAGAAGAGGAAGAGGCUGCUCAAGAGACCAUUUAUCGUGAUGCGUCUGGCCGGAAGAUUGAUACUAAGGCCGCCCGUGCAGAAGCUGCUAGGAAGAAAAGAGAAAGGGAGGAAAAGGAUGCAAAGAAGAUGGAGUGGGGGAAAGGCCUGGUCCAAAAAGAGGAAGAAGAAGCGCGAAAACGUCAACUUGAGAAGAACAAAUCACUUCCAUUCGCCAGACGUGCAGAUGAUAAGGAGCUAAACGAAGAGCUGAAGGCUAAAGAACGUUGGAAUGAUCCAGCUGCCGCGUUCUUGACAAAAAGUAAAUCCAAAGGUCCCCGCAAACCUGAAUACACGGGACCACUGCCUCAACCAAACCGAUUUGGCAUAAAGCCAGGCUAUAGAUGGGAUGGUGUAGAUCGUGGCAAUGGCUUCGAGAAGAAGUACUUCCAGCGACAUAAUGAGAGAAAGCGGAACACAGCAGCAAGUUAUGAAUGGAGCGUGGAUGACAUGUAA
This is a messenger RNA of Suillus paluster, 918 nucleotides long. RefSeq names its product Pre-mRNA-splicing factor of RES complex-domain-containing protein. Gene Ontology annotation, biological process: mRNA splicing, via spliceosome. NCBI's taxonomy places the organism in Eukaryota, Fungi, Basidiomycota, Agaricomycetes, Boletales, Suillaceae. The record is from RefSeq and is a predicted model, not a curated record. Gene Ontology annotation, molecular function: RNA binding. Gene Ontology annotation, cellular component: U2-type spliceosomal complex; RES complex. Bases 1 to 918 code for a protein of 305 amino acids. The transcript has 3 exons.